Molecule: messenger RNA, 801 nt
Organism: Debaryomyces hansenii CBS767
Lineage: Eukaryota; Fungi; Ascomycota; Pichiomycetes; Serinales; Debaryomycetaceae
Product: ubiquinone biosynthesis protein
Exons: 1
Coding region: 1-801 (266 amino acids)
Cellular component (GO): mitochondrion
Molecular function (GO): protein-containing complex binding
Source: RefSeq, a predicted model, not a curated record
AUGGCAUCAAUUGGUAAAUCUAUAGCCGUAUUUGGAGGUAACGGUUUCUUGGGAAAGAAAAUAUGUGAAACCGGAAUAAAAUUGGGAUAUCAGGUAACUUCAUUUUCUCGGUCUGGGCAAGCUCCAGCAAUUAGUUCUCCAUGGAUUAAAGAAGUAAAGUGGGAAAAAGCAGACAUUUUUAACCCUGAUACAUACAAAGAUAAGUUGACAAAUGUGAACUCAGUGGUUCAUUCUAUAGGCCUUCUCUUUGAGAAUCAAAACUACAAGAAGUCCAUGAAUACCAAUUUCAAUUUUUUGAAUGACGUGCAGAAUUUAGCCAAUUUGGUAAAGACUCCAAAUCCAAUGGAUAGAGCUAGCCAUAAUACAUACGAAGGCAUACAGAGAGAUUCAGCCGUGAUAUUAGCUGACACGUUUUUGAAAGUUCAGCCAAACAAUCCGUCAUAUGUGUAUAUAUCGGCAGAUCAGCAGAUGCCUUUCAUCCCAUCGGGCUACAUUGAUACUAAGAGGGAGGCCGAAUUUGAAUUGUCUUGUAAAGAAGGUUUAAGAUCUAUUUUAAUGAGGCCUGGGUUUAUGUAUGAUGAAGCAGAAUCAGAUUCUCUCAAUAACCGGAUCUUAUUAAAGAAUCUUUUAAAGUUAGGAUACGAUGCUAAACAUUGUAUUCUCGGAGAUCAUAUAUCGUACUUGAAUAAGUUGGUUAGACCUCCUAUAUCUACCGACAAGGUGGCACAAAAGUUAUUUGAAAAAUUAGAGAAUGACAGCUUUAGUGGAAUAGUUACAUUGGAUGAAAUUUAUAAGCAUUAG